Messenger RNA from Ipomoea triloba (trilobed morning glory), 1655 nucleotides. RefSeq names its product probable serine/threonine-protein kinase PBL28. NCBI's taxonomy places the organism in Eukaryota, Viridiplantae, Streptophyta, Magnoliopsida, Solanales, Convolvulaceae. Gene Ontology annotation, biological process: protein phosphorylation. Gene Ontology annotation, molecular function: ATP binding; protein kinase activity. The record is from RefSeq and is a predicted model, not a curated record. The transcript has 7 exons. Bases 225 to 1313 code for a protein of 362 amino acids.
UAUUUUUCAAGGGCUAACCUUUUUCUCUUGCUUUAUGCAUACUCCAACCUGGAUUCUCAGGGGCCAUGCAGUAAUUUGUAUCCUCGAGCAAUUCAUUUCCUAGGCAGUGUCCUCGCAGAAGCUUCGUUUCUGUUCAUUUGAUUGCACAACAUAACAUCAUUUCAAUCAGAAAACUAAUAAUACGAUUCGAUUGAAGAAAAAGGAAAAGAAAAAGAAAUAUCAUCAUGCCUUUUGGUCUGGUUACAGCAUGGAACAAGCGCAGGAGAAGCAUGUCCGAGGGACAGAUCAAUCCUUGGGUAUAUAAACUUGCAGAAGAUUGGCAAAUUGAAGAUCUGAAUCCUCCUGCAAAAAGGCACCAUAGAUCAUCAGUUUUUACAUUCAAGGAAAUGGAGGAGGCAACAAAUUCUUUCAGUGAUGAAAAUCUGCUCGGUAAAGGAGGAUUUGGUCGAGUUUACAAGGGAACACUCCGAUCUGGAGAAAUUGUAGCAAUCAAGAAGAUGGAUCUACGCCCGUUCAAAGAAGUGGAAGGGGAGAGGGAGUUUCGCGUGGAAGUAGAUAUCUUAAGUAGACUCGACCACCCCAAUCUGGUUUCUUUAGUAGGCUAUUGUGCAGAUGGGAAACACAGAUUUCUUGUGUACGAAUACAUGCAAAAGGGAAACCUUCAAGACCACUUAAACGGAAUAGGAGAAGGGAAGAAGAAGAUGGACUGGCCUUCGAGACUAAAAGUGGCUCUCGGGGCAGCAAGAGGACUCGCAUAUCUCCAUUCGAAUUCUGCUGUUGGGAUGCCGAUUGUUCACAGGGACUUUAAAUCUACCAACAUACUUCUAAACACCAACUACGAAGCUAAGAUAUCCGAUUUUGGGCUUGCUAAGAUGAUGCCAGAAGGGCAGGAAAUUUGUGUUACAGCAAGAGUUUUUGGCACUUUUGGCUACUUUGAUCCCGAGUAUACAUUGACAGGAAAACUCACUUUACAAAGUGAUGUUUAUGCUUUUGGUGUUGUUCUACUCGAGCUAUUGACGGGGCGUAGGGCAGUAGACCUCAAUCUUGGUCCAAAUGAUCAGAAUUUGGUACUACAGGUAAGGCAUAUUUUGAAUGACAAGAAGAAACUGCUUAAAGUGAUUGAUCCAGAGAUGAGCAAGAGUUCCUACACAAUGGAGUCUGUCACCAUGUUUGCAAACCUAGCAUCACGUUGUGUCCGAACAGAUAGUAGUGAAAGGCCCUCGAUGGUAGAAUGUGUAGAAGAACUCCAACAGAUUCUAUAUACAAAUACAAGAGGAAUCGGAUGGGCUAUGCAUGCGUUCAGAAUGAUUUGAAAACCAUCAGAAUUGAUUCUCGAACAUCAAGAUUUAUUUGUUCAUGAUCCGAGAUCCCAAGUCAGAAAGUUUAUGACUUCAGUGAGGACGCCAGAAUAAGUAACUUGGCAAUAGAAUAAACUACUAUGCAUCAACUAGAAUACCAUGACUUUUCAUGAUAAUGUAAAAAUACUUAGGAUAUAUGUGUAAAGAAAAAGUAUUUUAAGGUCACAAAUGGAUUACUUAUAUUCUCAAGUAGUGUUGCUUUUCUAUCCCAAUGCAAUUGUAGAUAGAAAACAUCCUUGUAGAUACUAUGUAAACAAGUGUGGUCAUUUAAUCCUUGUGUGGGCACCAGAAAAAUGU